Molecule: messenger RNA, 3684 nt
Organism: Ceratitis capitata (Mediterranean fruit fly)
Lineage: Eukaryota; Metazoa; Arthropoda; Insecta; Diptera; Tephritidae
Exons: 6
Coding region: 1-3684 (1227 amino acids)
Biological process (GO): microtubule cytoskeleton organization
Cellular component (GO): cytoplasmic microtubule; cilium
Molecular function (GO): microtubule binding
Source: RefSeq, a predicted model, not a curated record
AUGUUCUUUCGCCGCAUGUUUGCGCGCAAGGACAGUAGUGGCAGCGGCGGCAAUACCGCUUACGAUUACGAUGAUGGUGACGCGCACGGCAAUGAUGGCGAAAGCGAUGGGUUUGGCGCUUUUGGCGGCGCCACCACAACGCGGAGCAAGCGCCAUAGCAAUAGCAACGGCAUGCAUAUGAAUGGAAGUGGAAGCGCCACUGCUACUGGCAGCAAUGGUGCCACGACCAGUAGCAGCAGCGACUACGAGCUACAAAGAAGACGUAAUGAAAGACGUAAAUAUGGCGCUUCAACUGCGCCCACAAACAGCGCUACAGCCGCGUCCAAGCACUACGGCUCCGCAAGCACACUACAUCGCGCUGCGACCUCUGGCCCAGCUACAGUACAGCUGACGCCUUUGUGGGAGCAUAUCCUACGUACGCGUACCCUGCCCGAUAAUGUUUAUCCCAUAAAAAUAUUUGGUGAAUUUCUCGAACGUCUACGCGAUCCCGAGUGGCAGGUACGGCAACAUGCAUUGCGUGUUUUUGUCGAUGUGCUGGUUGUCAUGCGUGACGAAGCGGAUGCGUAUAUGGAUCCGUUAAUACCGCCGUUGGUAGAGAAUUUGGGACAUCAGGCGCCUACCGUAAGGAAAGGCGCACUUGACUGUCUGCGUGUGUAUCUGGCGGAAACUGCGAUGCCAGAAACGAUACUGCUGCAGAUACUCGAUAUCGGACUGAAUCAGAAGAUCACAAACGAACCAUUUGGUGGACGCUUAACAUGCGGUGUUAUGCUAUCCUUACCAGCGUUGGUUCAGUCGACACUGCACACCGGCAAACGGCACUACUUACUACGCACAGCCGUAGAGAUGUUGGUGCAGAAGAUGGGACAGGUGACACAUCAGGAGAUCACUUUGAAAGUACUGUCAAAAUUACGUGAUCUUGUAGGAGAGGAGGAGUUUCGUGAGUAUAUGUCCAACAGCGCAUACAGAGAGUUCGAUUUGCUGUGUAACGUCUAUGGCGUUGAGGCUAAAACCGACUACAAUGGAAAUCGGCAUGGUAGCGCACAUCGAAAUCAAGAUUAUGGUAGCAGUGUCGGCGCACACACAUGGCGCGUGCUUGCCAAACAGCCUGUGGCUAGCUGCUGGCGAUCGUCCGAUGAAGAGCAAAUGCUCGAGGAGGCAGCUAAGGGUAAAAUUAUAAUGGAGACUGAGAUCAAAAUUAACGAUGACACUUUAACCAUGCGCAUACUGGAAGCAAAGGACGAGGACACAGAAGCUGACGCCGAUACUGAUUCUAGUCCGCAUAAAUCUAUCGACACGUAUCCAAAUAGCUUGGAAGAUGAAGUGGUAUGUGGUCGCAUACCGAGCGCGACACACGACUCCUUACAUGAGAUCGGCGCGGUGGUACGUUUACUUAGCGACUCAGAGCUGGAUAUGGAGGAGGACAGCAAUGAUUUGGUGCGAGCGUCACAUCAACCGGAAAACCCAGAAUACUACACAGUAAUAACACCUUCGACACCGUCGCGCACGCCAAAGCGUGUCACCUUCGGUGGCGAAGUGGUGAAGAUGCGCACACCAGACAGUGACGCGAACUCUUCAAACAACAGAAAUGGUAAUGGUGUUGGCCCACAGAUGCUUUUCACUGGUUCGAUGAGCAAUCAAAGUGCUAUCGACGCAGGCGGCGGCAACGGUAGCACCGGUGGUGGUGCUAGCAGUGAUAGUAGUGAGCCGCUGCAGCGGACUAUCACCACGACCACAACAACAACGACGGAGAUAACUAUCAUUAGCACGCCAUCAACCUCCGCCACGAGUAGUCCGGUACCCGAAGAUAACAGUAAAAUGAUGGCACUGAGCGUCGAAAUCAUCAAUGAUAACACUAAACCCUUGCCGAUGGCGGAGCAAUCAACGACAGUACCACGUCCAAGAACAGCGCAGUCGCCGAGACGUUCACAAGUGUCAACCAAUGGAAAUGCUUACAUCAACACGCCUACGCUGAGCAAUGAAUCGGUACCGAAUUCAUCGACUACAGUUGUAGCGCAUUCGCCACCGAAACGACGUGAUUCUGUCGGUAGCGCUGGCUUAUCGCCGCACACACCCUUCAAACGACUCAGCGUUAGUCCGGUGGACAAUAUCAUCAGUCCCAAAACGCCACAUAAACCCAUUGAGGUAAUGCAUAACUUGCAACGCGAUCCCUCACCUGUGCGUGCACGCAGUGCCAAACGCGUUGAGGCGACAUCAAAGAGCACUAGCGAAGCUGACGCCGCAAUGGCCGAGGUAAAUACGCUGCAAGCGUCUAAGUCGACACAAGUGCCACAUGCGCCACGUGCACAAACACCCUCACCGCUGCCGCCGAAGACCUGGGAGGAGUUAGACAUUGUCGAUUUUGAUACUCUUUUGGAUUUGCGUUCAGGGAACUGGCAUCAUCGCCUGCAGGGCGUCACAAAACUCGAAGAGGCGCUACGCAGCUCGGACAUACUCGCACAGGUACAACCUUGUUUGGAUAGCUUACUUCGUACACUGCUCUCCUCCGAACGUAAUCCAGAUGUGGCGGAAGCCAAAACACAGCUACUAAUCAAUCUCAUAACACGUUUACCACUGGACAAUUUGGAGGAUCGCACAACACAAAUAAUGACCGGCCUGUGUCGCCAAGGUGGCGCUGGCGCUAACCGUGUAUGCAAAGCUCUGAUGCAUCGAUUGCCGGCGGCGACAAUUGUACUCAAAUUAUUGUCGCAAGAAUUUCUACAUGCAAAGAGCUCAAGGUUCCGUGAACACGCGCUCCAAAUGGUCAUGUACGCACUAAUGACCUUCCCCAGCACUUGUUUCGACACGACAACUUGCGUCACUCACGCCACUUACGCCGCAUUGAAUCGUAAACGUCGCGUACGUCAAGCCGCCUUAGAUGUGCUCGCCAUCUUGGGGCAGAUAACCACAGUGCGUGCGGUAGUCGAUGUGGUGCAAGACGUAGUUGGCGAACGGGAAGAUGGUCCCUCGUUGUUGUCGGCCGUGCGUACGCGGCUCUCACGUAAACAGAUGCCAAUUGUGGGCGCUGAUGGGCAGGUGCAGUAUGCACUGCGUGUGCCCUCACCACAUUCGGCGGAAGCUGCAGAUGCAGCUAAUGGCGAAAUGGGCGCUGAUAUCGAGUGGAUAGUGGCGGGUGUGGGCUCAGUGUCGCCGGGCUCCCUAAAGCGUAGAGCCUCCCGGCGCAGCUUUCGUUGUUUGCCGCCGCACACUGCUUCGGAUGUGGACAGUAUUGCCAUGGGCACGCCGUGUGGCAGUUUUCGCAUUGGAGAUGGCGAUGGCACGCGCAGACAUGCUUUCCAGUCACCACCAGAUGUUUAUGGCAACUUCAAGGACUCAGCCGCCAGUAAUAACGAUUUGCAUACACACAAUUUCCAUCAUAUACUUGGCAGCAAUGUGCCAUUGCCUUACGGACACAAUGCAAAGAAAACAACAAUUGCAGAUUACAACAACUAUAUGAGCCGACGACUCGUAGCCAAAUCAUGCUCGGACUCCUCCAUGGAAGGCAGAAGUUCCGACAGCAAUUACACAAGCAGCAGUGGCGGCGGUGGUGGCGGUGGCGGCGGUAGUGUUGGCAGCACUAUAGACAAGUCUGCCGCCAAGUGCAAUGGCAGCGGCAAACCAGCGACUAAUGACAGCUGUACGGGCAUAAGCGGCAGAUUUACACGGCAGACAGUAAACUCACGGUAA